Ricinus communis (castor bean) is the source of this 989-nucleotide messenger RNA. RefSeq names its product NAD(P)H-quinone oxidoreductase subunit I, chloroplastic-like. NCBI's taxonomy places the organism in Eukaryota, Viridiplantae, Streptophyta, Magnoliopsida, Malpighiales, Euphorbiaceae. Gene Ontology annotation, molecular function: 4 iron, 4 sulfur cluster binding; NADH dehydrogenase (ubiquinone) activity. Gene Ontology annotation, cellular component: membrane. The record is from RefSeq and is a predicted model, not a curated record.
AAAACAAAUAGAAAAUCAUUCAUAAAUAUUCACGAUAUGUUUCCCAUGGUAACUGGGUUCAUGAAUUAUGGGCAACAAACCAUACGAGUUGCACGGUAUAUUGGUCAAAGUUUCAUGAUUACCUUAUCCCAUGCAAAUCGUUUACCUGUAACUAUUCAAUAUCCUUAUGAAAAAUUAAUCACAUCGGAGCGUUUCCAUGGUCGAAUCCAUUUUGAAUUUGAUAAAUGCAUUGCUUGUGAAGUAUGUGUUCGGGUAUGUCCUAUAGAUCUACCUGUUGCUGAUUGGAAAUUGGAAACUGACAUUCGAAAGAAACGGUUGCUUAAUUACAGUAUUGAUUUCGGAAUCUGUAUAUUUUGUGGCAACUGUGUUGAGUAUUGUCCAACAAAUUGUUUAUCAAUGACUGAAGAAUAUGAACUUUCCACUUAUGAUCGUCACGAAUUGAAUUAUAAUCAAAUUGCUUUAGGUCGUUUACCAACGUCAGUAGUCGACGAUUAUACAAUUCGAACAAUUUUGAAUUCAACUAGAAACAAAAAGAUAACCCGCUUUGAUUGAUUAAAAAGUACAAUUAUUAAACUAAAAUUCUGUUUUGAUCUAAAGGGCUGCAAUAGGUUUUUUUUUUAUUUUUCUUGGUCAAUAAAUACAAAAAUUACAAAUUCCAACUAUUGACUUGAUUGGUCAGAAUUGCAUCGCGGCUUUAUUUUUUUGUGAAAAUCUAUUAAUAUAUGCGUAAUUCUAGCCAUAAUUAUUUCUAAAAUUUAAUUUAGAAUGCCUUUUCGAGAAAGAAUGAGAUUCAUACAAUAGCUGUACCUAUAGUAAUUUUCACCCCUUAGGGUUUAGAACCUAUUAUAAAUAAGUUUUUCCUGGUCAGGUCAAUAAGGUCAUGAAAAAACAAUUCAAUUUUUUUAUCUCUUAUUUUACGUGCAAUGGAUUUGCCUGGACUAAUACAUGAUUUUCUUUUAUUUUUUAUGGGAUUAGGUCUUAUAUUAGGA